UUUUGAAAGAGCAGGGAUGGGUGCAACUCCUCUCUCUGCAACCAAUCAGUGGCAGGGUCUGGGGUCACCACUAUAUCAGCUCUGCGGUCAGAUAUCACUCUUUUUUUUUGGACAAAGAGCCGCAAUAAGUACUUGGAGAUUUUGAAGCAACUUUUGAAGAAUUUUGAAACUGAAUUUCGAAGCGUCGCUCGCAGUCAUGGCACCAAUUCUUCUUAACUGUACGGGCGGCGAGCACCAGGAGUACAUCAAGCAACAUGUCCAAGUGAAAAAUCCCUAUUUGGACACCAUGGAGGAGGACAUUCUCUACCACUUCAGUUUGAGCACCAAGACUCACAACCUCCCUGAAAUGUUUGGAGAUAUUAAGUUUGUGUGCGUUGGUGGCAGUGCGAAUCGAAUGAAGUCUUUCGCCCAGUUCAUCCACCAGGAGCUUAAUCUGCCCGGAAACCCAGAAGAGCUCAGAGAUAUCUGCGAGGGAACUGAUCGCUACUGCAUGUACAAAGUGGGACCGGUCCUCUCCAUAAGCCAUGGCAUGGGUGUCCCCUCCAUCUCCAUUAUGCUGCAUGAGCUCAUCAAACUGCUGCACCAUGCCCAGUGCCGUGACGUGGUCUUGUUUCGCCUGGGAACAUCUGGUGGAGUCGGUCUGGCUCCAGGGACGGUGGUGAUCACAGAAAAAGCAGUGGACUACUCUUUCCGCCCCCAGUUCGAGCAGGUGGUUCUGGGUAAAGUCAUCACCAGGAGCACCGAGCUGGACGAGGGAGUGGCCAGCGAGCUUCUGCAGUGCUCCUCGGAGCUGCAGAACAUCCCGACAGUGAUCGGAAACACCAUGUGCACCCACGACUUCUACGAAGGUCAGGGCCGACUUGACGGCGCUCUCUGCUCCUUCUCCCACGAGGAAAAACUGGAGUAUCUGAGGAAAGCUUAUGAUGCCGGAGUGAGGAAUAUUGAAAUGGAGUCCACCGUUUUUGCUGCUAUGUGCCGCGUCUGUGGCCUCAAAGCGGCUGUGGUCUGUGUCGCAUUGCUGAACCGUUUCGAGGGAGACCAGAUCACUUCCCCUCAUGAUGUUCUGGUGGAGUACCAGCAGAGACCUCAAGUCCUGGUUUCCCACUUUAUCAAGAAACGUCUCGGACUUGCUGCCUGAAACCUCCCGCACUCUAAAAGACUGUAUAUAGCUUCAACUGAUAUGUGGAUAUGUAUAUAUAUAUAAAAAUGUACUUAACGUGUUGAUAUGUGAAUUACACACUUGUGUAAAAGUUCAGCUUUUUAUGAUUUAUCUGAUGAAGCUAAAAUAUGAAGCCUGUUGCAUUUAUAUAUGUAAGUAUGUAUUUUAUCUUAUAAUAUUUAAUGCUUUGAUAUCUGUGUGAGAGAACAUAAACCUUUGAAAUAAUGUGUUCCGUAUGUUGAUUUCUAUGUUUGUGUCUAUUAAGGAUGCAAGUUACAGACAAUAAUCAGUUUAACUAUAACUGCAGAUAUAAAGAUUAAAUCCUGAGGGGAUGUUUGGAGGAUCAGGAAACCCACUUAACAUUUGUAUUUUUGGGGAAAAAAAAAAAAGCAGUGGAGGAGAUUUGCAAUCUGUCAGUUGCCUCCAGUUUUUAAAGGUUUUUCUUCUUACGUGCUUUAAAGCCAUUUUUGUUCCUUAGUGAUUUUAAAUGACACAAGAGGAUGAAGUAGAGCCGCCAGCAAGGAAUCUGCACAUUAAAUGUGUUAAUAAAUACUUAGACACCCAUUACAUCAUUAUAUUCAGAAGCUUCGACUAUAUAUUUGUCUUUAUGCAAAUGCAAAUGUCACAACAUAUGCUGUUGACAAAUAACUGCUGAUUGAUGUCAUUUUACGUUGGAUGUAAAUGUUUGCCAUCACUCAGAAACACUGUGUGAUACUGCAUUGCUCAUGUGGUCCUACAGAGUAUAAAA
This is a messenger RNA of Stegastes partitus (bicolor damselfish), 1907 nucleotides long. RefSeq names its product uridine phosphorylase 2 (gene upp2). Gene Ontology annotation, cellular component: cytosol; cytoplasm. The coding region runs from base 197 to 1138 and encodes 313 amino acids. Gene Ontology annotation, molecular function: uridine phosphorylase activity. Gene Ontology annotation, biological process: uridine catabolic process; nucleotide catabolic process. The record is from RefSeq and is a predicted model, not a curated record. Lineage: Eukaryota; Metazoa; Chordata; Actinopteri; Pomacentridae. The transcript has 7 exons.